Molecule: messenger RNA, 2334 nt
Organism: Toxotes jaculatrix (banded archerfish)
Lineage: Eukaryota; Metazoa; Chordata; Actinopteri; Toxotidae
Product: hormonally up-regulated neu tumor-associated kinase
Exons: 11
Coding region: 1-2334 (777 amino acids)
Biological process (GO): intracellular signal transduction; protein phosphorylation
Cellular component (GO): cytoplasm
Molecular function (GO): ATP binding; protein serine/threonine kinase activity
Source: RefSeq, a predicted model, not a curated record
AUGCCAGCUGCUGCAGUGAAGCCCAGUCCAGAGGACAUGGUGGCGGAGGGAGGGGGCGAAGGAGUGUCCCAGUGGGAAGCCUCGGCGCUGGACCGGGAGAGGCUGCCUCUCCCCUCUCUGAAGGUCCCCAGGGAGCUGCUGCGGAGCUUCCCACAUUCCAAACGGGUGGGAUCCUACCUGGUGGGGAAAAUGAUCAACAAGGGCUCAUUUGCCAAAGUGAUGGAGGGGCUGCACAUCGGCACGGGGGAAAAGGUGGCCAUUAAGGUGAUUGACAAGAAAAAAGCACGGCAGGACUCUUACGUGCUGAAAAACAUGAAGAGAGAACCCCGCAUUCAUCAGAUGGUCCGACAUCCUCACAUUGUAGUCCUGUUGGAGACUCUGGAGACAGAGAAUAGCUACUACAUGGCCAUGGAGCUGUGUGCCGGAGGAGACCUGAUGGACAGGAUCUGUGAGAGGAAGAGGCUGGAGGAGAGGGAGGUGCGGCGCUACACCCGACAGAUCCUCUCUGCAGUGGAGCACCUGCACAAACACGGCAUCGUACACAGAGAUCUGAAGAUUGAAAAUUUCCUGCUGGACGAACACAACAACAUAAAGAUUGUAGACUUUGGCCUGAGUAACACUCUGAAGGCAGAGUCGUUGUCUCUGGAGCUUCUCAACACCCAAUGUGGAAGUCCUGCCUACGCUGCCCCUGAGCUGCUCGCUCACAGGAAGUAUGGACCCAAAGUGGACGUCUGGUCCGUAGGCGUGAGCAUGUUCGCCAUGCUGACAGGGACUUUGCCCUUUACUGUUGAGCCUUUCAACAUCAAACAGCUGCACCAGAAGAUGGUCAACGGAGAGAUCAGCAGCAUCCCCAGUGACGUCAGCAAAGGUGCGGUGUCAUUUGUGCUGUCUCUCCUGGAGCCAGACCCGGCCAAGAGACCCAGCAUCAGAGCUGCGAUGGAGGAAAGAUGGAUCAAUGAGGGAUAUGCCAAGAAACCACUACACACACACUCUCACAAAAACAGACUGGGUCCAGAGGAUCUCAACUCGUCUGUGUUGGCAUACAUGACGGAGACGCUGGGCUACUCGCUCUCCGAAAUCAUUCACACGAUCACCACCAACCGGCCCUCUGCCAUCAUGGCCUCCUAUCACCUGCUGCUCAACAAGCUCAACAGGAGUCAGAAAGGAGCCAAGACCAGCAAGAAGCUUGAGACCAGUGAUUGGUGUCUUCCCAGCAAGAAUACAUGGAGAGAGAGAACUAACACUGAACCAAAGACUCAACAGAUUGAUUCCAAUGAGAAAAGCUCUAAGCAGUCCAGCAGGCCUCUGAGGACCCAACAGACAAGUGAAUGUCAGAGCAACAGGAGGAGGAAUGAGGACCCACACAGAAAGGACAACAGAGAGGACGAUGAGAACCGCCCCCCUUCUCCCUCCCUACCCCAACUUCCUCACUCUGUCUCCCCCUCAAUUCCCCCCCGCCUUCCCUCACCCUCCCCUGCCCCUCUGUCAGCAGAAGAUGGGGCUACUGAUGAGGAGAUCGCCAUCACCUUGGACACCAGAGAGACAAUAUUUCCUGAAGUGUCCUUGUUUAGGGACAGGGAACUCGUCCAUCUGUCUCCUCCUAAAAGCUCUGCCUCUCCACUCUGUGACUCUGCCCCUUGCCAAGUCCCCCUACCCAUUGAGCCAAUCAGAGACAACAGCACAGUGAGACCGAUCCGACACACACACCUCCUCAGGACAACUCAGUCGGAUGGGGCAGCAGACCCCGGGUCAGAUUGUUUCCACGACAACCGCCACCAGGAGGACCACUCUCAUCACCUGAGCAUCAACGAGCGACUGGAGAAGCUGCAGACGUUUUAUUCCUCAGAGAAGAACGGCAUCUCUCCCAGGAUGCUCCUGGAGGCCGACACACAUACCACACACUCCUCAGACAGAGUCCACCUGGGUUCCAUGGAAACAACACAGACGUCACCCUCUGCCCCGCUGCCACGCUUGCGCAAUGUGGGGCUAAAAGACGGACGAGGCAGGAAGAUGACGUGGAUGGGGUUGACCCGGCCUGGGCCCCCAGGACUCCUGGUCAAUGGGUCUAAACCUCCUGCCUUCCCUACGCAGAGACAACAUACUUUGGUCAUCAAGAGCCUCAGACAGGAGAGGGGGAAGAGGAGAGAUCUGUCAGGAGCAGGAGGAGGAGAGAGAGGGCCGGCAGGAGGAGGGAUGACCGGAGCAAAGAGGAACUCAGUUCAAUUACGGUCAUCUCUCCAGCGUCGGGUGGCAGAUCUGAAUCUGCCCCUGCUUCCUGCUGCCCUGCAGGGGAAAGCAGACAAGAAGAGCCAGCUACACAGCAUGGAUUACUGA